This is a messenger RNA of Rhodotorula graminis WP1, 2676 nucleotides long. RefSeq lists its product as uncharacterized. The transcript is spliced from 7 exons. The record is from RefSeq and is a predicted model, not a curated record. NCBI's taxonomy places the organism in Eukaryota, Fungi, Basidiomycota, Microbotryomycetes, Sporidiobolales, Sporidiobolaceae. Bases 1 to 2676 code for a protein of 891 amino acids.
AUGUCGUCGAGGCCGCCUCUCGCCGCGCUCGGCGUCGACGACCCGACCGACUCGUCCUCGCGCCCGGCAAAGCGCGCCAAGCGCGACCACUCGACGUCCAGCACGACGACCAUGAAGACGCAGACCAAGGGCAAGGGCAAGGGCAAGGGCAAGGGCAAGGGCAAGAAGGGCAAGGAGAAGGCGACCGCGCCGUCACCGUCGCGCCCGCACCAGCCUCUGCCUCUCCCGGACGAGCUCAUCAUCAAGGUUCUCCUCGCCACCGCGACCACCGACAGCGUGGCCGACACGACCAUCCCCGACUCGUCGCCGACCUUCCCGCACGCCGACCCGGACAACACCCACCUCCACCUCUACAACGUCUCGAUCACGUGCAUCGGGCUCCACCGCCUGCUGCGCUCGACCGCCGCCCUCCCCGUGUGGUCCCGCAUCGCGAUGGCGCGCGAGCGCAGGGCUGCCGAGGACGAGGACGAGCCGUACCUCGAGGACGGCAUGGUCGAGGGAGUCGAGGGCUUCAACUGGGGCACGUUCGAGGGCGAGAACCUCCUCGAGCUCAAGUCGACCAACUUCCACACCAUCCUCUGCGACUCGCUCGCCCACAACGUGUACCAGGACAAUCAGCACCCGCGCUCGGCGGCGAGCACCCUCAUCGCCGACGUCAAGCUCGGCAAGCGCGUCUCGACCGGCAACGAGCGCAAGAAGCUCGAGGACGACGUCGUCGCCAAGAUCGUCUCGCUGCGCGCCAAGCUCGACACCCAGGUCGUCAAGAAGGUCGAGGACCAGUACCGCAAGUCGUCGCCCGAGCUGUUCGACGCCAAGACGGGCAAGCACCGCGUCGAUGCACCUCCUUCUCGCCCCUCGCAGCACCUGUGCUCGGUCUCGAACUGGCCGCCGGUCCAAGGGUCAUCGCGCGCCGAGUCCGUACAGCCGGCGCACCUGCGCACCGCGCAGACCGACCUUGACUGGGUCGCGACCGGCAUCAUCUCGUCCAAGUUGCCCGUGCACGACGCCAUCCCGCACCUCUUCAGCAACACCGAGUCGGGCCGCGACCCGGCCAAGUUCUACUACACGGCCGAGGGCUACCAGACCGUUGGCCUCAUGAACGACACGGUCCUCGAGCUCGCGGUCGACGAGGGCACGGUCGUCUCGUCAUACGGCAAGGAGAUCCUCGACCUCGUCCUCAACAGCAGGUCUCUCGUCGUCGUGCCAGUACCAGUCGCCGGCCUGUGGAGGACGACCGACGAGCUCAAGCCGGUCGAGAUCAUGGUGUUCCACCUGCGCCGCAAGGACGAGCCGCACGGUCGCGGCACGAUCCUCGUGCACCAUCACGCGCCGGCUCUCUUCAGCGGCGGUCACAGCCGAUUGGACCAGGUCUGGUACCAGGACGCCGCCGUCGCCGCCCUGUCGUUCCUCGCGCCCGUCGGCGCCGAGCUCCCCACGCCCGACCACUACUACGAGCGGGCCUACUCGCACAUCGCCCAGGACGAGGACGCAGCGGCCCAGAUCGCCAUCGCGAUCGGCCAAAUCGCGACCGCCGAGGUCGAGCGCGGCGAGCCGCUCAAGCCGUCCGAGCGCACGCGCCUCUUCCCGCUCGGCGACCGCUUCCUGCGGCGGUGGCUGCGCAAGAACGCGGCGUCGUUCGAGUCGGCGCAGCUGCGCCUCGCGUCGGGCGAGACGGUGCGCCCACGGUGGCUGCCGUCCUCGCUCGUCGCCUCCGAGGCGCAGCUCGCCAAGCUUGUCAUGCUCGAGCGCGGCGCGGCGACCCGGCGCGAGCGGCGUGCUGCCGCUCUCGCCAACGGCGAGCUCUACGGGCCCGACCUGCACGCCGCCAAUCUCGAGGCGGCGCGCGCCAAGGGCAAGCUGUACGGCCUCGACCUGCGCGCCGCCAACCUCGAGGCGGCGCGCCUCAAGGGCGAGCUCGUCGGCCCCGACCUCAUGCGCGCCAAACUCGAGGCGGCGCGCCUCGAGGGCGAGCUCGUCGGCCCCGACCUGCGCGCGGCCAAACUCGAGGCGGCGCGCCUCGAGGGCAAGCUCGUCGGCCCCGACCUCGCCGCUGCGCGCCUCGAGGCGGCGCGCCUCGAGGGCGAGCUCGUCGGCCCCGACCUCACGCGCGCCAACCUCGAGGCGGCGCGCCUCGAGGGCAAGCUCGCCGGCUACGACCUGCGCGCCGCCAAACUCGAGGCGGCGCGCCUCGAGGGCAAGGUCGCCGGCUACGACCUCCAGCGCGCCAACGCGCAGAGGCGGCGCGACGAGAUCUUCGUCGCGCUGUCGCCGUCGUCGGCAUCGAUCGUCAGGCUCGACGGCGUCGUCGACAGCGGCGACCGGAUCUCGACGCUCGGCGCGUUCGCGGUGAGGCAGCUGUGCCUCGAGGUCGGCCUCGCGGUGUACUUCAAGGUCGAGGGACGCGUCGAGAAGGCCCGGUCCGAGGAGCUGAGCGGGUGGCUCGAGGCGGUGCGAGCCGAGGUGCACGGUCGGUCGGUGAGGGGUCCGUGCGCCGACGGCGACGAGCCCGCGCAGACGCUCGUCGCGCGCAUCGAGCGCGACGAGCUCGAGCGGAGGCGACAGCGGGCGCAGGAGGCGGCGCAGCAGGCGGUGCCGCAGGCGGUGCAGCAGGAGGCGCCCGUCGUGCGCCGGUCGGGCCGUGCGAGGGCGGCCAAGAAGCACGACGACGACGACUGA